AAUGAAUUAUAUAAACAAUAUGAUAAUAUAAAAUUAGAUCAAUCUAAUCCUACUCCUUUAUCUCCAACUUCAUCACAACAACGAAAAAAAAAAUCACUUUUUGAUGCCUUUACCAGUCCAAAAA
This is a messenger RNA of Funneliformis mosseae, 124 nucleotides long. The record is from the annotation of a GenBank genome assembly. Lineage: Eukaryota; Fungi; Glomeromycota; Glomeromycetes; Glomerales; Glomeraceae.